This is a messenger RNA of Pecten maximus, 1566 nucleotides long. RefSeq lists its product as uncharacterized. The record is from RefSeq and is a predicted model, not a curated record. NCBI's taxonomy places the organism in Eukaryota, Metazoa, Mollusca, Bivalvia, Pectinida, Pectinidae.
UUAGGACCAAUAUAGAAUGGCAAAGAUAUGCUGGAUACCACUGGGACAAGCUAUAUUCCUUCAGUUACUGUGAUGUCAUGAUCAGUGUUUGACAGCCUGGGGUCAUAAGGAGAUCAACACAUUUUGAAGCCAGACUGAGGAUUAUGUUGCUUGUAAGGAGACACAUCAUUGAAAACAGGAUUUAACAAGCCAAUAUGUGAUGUCUUACACAUAGUUUUAAACUGAAUCAACAAAUUUCAAUAUAAUUCCAAGCGCUGUGUAACUAUAAACAAUUUUUUUUUUUUUUUUUUUCAACUCUGGAUGUGAAAUCAGCCAGAAUGGGGAGUUCGUGUUUGUCCUGCUGCGAUGCCAUGUACCAAAUUCCGACACGUGUCUUGUGUUUUGUUCUGGUGAUGGUUCAAGGGGGCAUCCUUGACUACUACCUAAUCAGCAACAAAAAUAUAUACUGGUAUGGCUGGGUUGCUGCUGAUGUUGCACUGGGACUUGUCUUCAUCAUGACCUUCCUCAUAUCGUACAGACACCUUAGUAUCAUCCAUCGUUCCCGUGGCUCUGCCUCGACAGUCCAGGCCGGUAGUCUCCCAUUGUGCUACUUUGCAUGGUUUGUGUAUUCAGUUUUCCUUGGAGCGCGAGUUUUCAUCAUAUACCGAGAUAUUGCUGGAACGUUAAAUCAUUCGAAUGUGUUCGGUCCUAACACCUUAAAGAUCACCGUUUCUGGAACUUGUUUUGUGUUUUUACUGUUACUAUUGACUCAUCAUGACGCCAUUCCAAGUUCCAAAAGAAAACACAAAAUUGAGGAACUGUCAGGAACAGUUGUCUUUGAUGUGCUCGACGCAGUCGACGUCUUAAACAUAUUUUUUCAUAAAUCGCAAAUUGAUGACCUACCAAAUGAACUGGUGCUCGCAAUUCUCAUUGUUGCAUCUGUGAAUUUUCUUGUACCAAUCAUACCAUUAAUGGUGUUAAAUCGCAUGCACUUUGGACACAAAGACCAUAGCGAUGGUCUUGUGGUGAUGCACAGACUCAGUCUCGUGUUCCUCAUCAAUUUGCCACUGUUCGUAAUCAGGAUGCUGUUGUGGCAUGUUCACAGCCGUGAUAUAUCAAUAUUUCCCAUGAAGAACCUCAUCAUGAUAUUCCUGGUGUUUCAUGAUCUUUACGACAAGAGAAGAGCCGAUGUUAAGGAUGCCGAGAAGAAAGACAUCAGUUGUAUAGAGGAACGUGAAGAAAGUAAAGCAAUGUUUACUGUUGAAAGCAUUAAAUAAGCAUUAGAGAUUUUUGGGUGAAAAUUACUUAUUAUCUGGGACAUGUCCUCAAAAAGCUGAUAGAAGUUUUAAAAACAUCUAGUUUUGGAAUCGUAAAUCAUUCUUGGAUUAUUGUUAGAUUCUGUGUCUUAAGAAUACAAUUUUCACAGUACAUGUAUUUGAUUGGAGAAUAACUAGUCAGGAGAUGCAACACUGCAUUUUAUUGGUUGAUAAUAUAAGUAAUCAUAUGAGAAGUAACACUGCAUUUGAUUGGUUAAUAAUAUAAGUAAUCAAAUGAGAUGUAACACUGCAUUUUUAGGUCACCUGAGAC